AUGGCGACUCUCAAUCGUAAAUACGCGGCCCUGCCCGACCUGGAUUCAGCCCCCGACAUUUACGAGACGCCCGAAUUGACAGACGACAACUCAACCGUACCGACCACAACAAACAGAGCACAAUCUGAUGACGAGUUCUACGAUGUCGACGAAGACGAAGAUAGCCAUGGGAUUUCAAGAACCAGAUUACGCAUUGACGAAGCUCGCUCACGGUUCCUCCCAACCAACGUCGAUGCAAAUGGGGUAGAUUUCUCCGACCGAGUAGACGGGAAAAGGAAAUCAUACAAGGCGUCCAGUCGCCGCCAGCGAAUACUACAGGACGGAACAUAUGAGUUUGGCGAUCUGUCCGACGACGAAGACGAAGAGAGCUUGGAGAGGCGGAUUGCGCGGCUAACACGAGAGGUGGCAGAGGCCAAAGAUGAAUAUGCGAAAAGGAAAGCCGCGGCUACAGAAGAAUCCAAAGACCCAGCACCUUCAGAUGAACGAUUGGAUACUUUGAGUCAAGUCCUCGACGACAUAGCGAAACCAACCGGCGUGGAGACGUCACGUCGUCUGGCAAAGCCACAUUUUUCAUCAUCAACCACCAAAGCAGAACAAGUCCCGGCAGGAGACGGUCCGACAUAUACUGUUACAUACGCACCAACGUACGAGCAGAGCCAUGCGUUGGCAAAGGCUGCCGACUUCGAUCGGCGGCUACUCAUGCUGGAGAAGGCGCUGGGCAUCAGCUCGUCAUCAUUGACAGAAGCCGGUGCAAAUGGAUUGCCGAGAGCAAUUCUACCCACUCUGGACAACAUGGAAAAGCAAAUUUCAACACUAGCCCAAGCAUCUACUUCGAAUCUAGACGCCAUUAGCCGGCGAGUGCGGACAUUGGCAUCAGAACAAGACAAGCUCAACGACUCCAAGGAAAAGGCAAAGGCACUUCGGGAGGAACUAGGCAAGCAAGUGCAAUCCUCAACCGACGAGUCGGAACAGGAAUCCAAAAUCAAUGCUUUGUACGGGAUUCUGCCCACUAUUGAGAACCUCACUCCAAUGCUGCCACCUCUAUUGGACCGCCUGCGAUCACUUCGUGCCAUCCAUGCGGAUGCCGCGACAGCCAGUCAGACGCUGGAGCGUAUCGAAACACAGCAGAUUGAGAUGACGGAGGAGUUGAAGCAAUGGAAAGAAGGACUUGACAAGAUGGAAGAGGCAAUGACGCAGGGUGAUGCCACUGUCAAGGGAAACAUGAAGGUCAUGGAAGGUUGGGUGAAGGAUCUGGAAGAACGCAUGGCCAAGCUGUCCUGA
Molecule: messenger RNA, 1281 nt
Organism: Pochonia chlamydosporia 170
Lineage: Eukaryota; Fungi; Ascomycota; Sordariomycetes; Hypocreales; Clavicipitaceae
Product: dynactin subunit
Exons: 3
Coding region: 1-1281 (426 amino acids)
Biological process (GO): mitotic spindle organization
Cellular component (GO): cytoplasm; dynactin complex
Source: RefSeq, a predicted model, not a curated record